Aureobasidium vineae is the source of this 1002-nucleotide messenger RNA. The record is from the annotation of a GenBank genome assembly. Lineage: Eukaryota; Fungi; Ascomycota; Dothideomycetes; Dothideales; Saccotheciaceae.
AUGGCUGUCUGGGGCAUAUCGUUGUUGAUUCUGUCACUGACGUUUCUGAUACACCGACAUCCGCCCAACACAUGGCGUCUAUCAUGGACACUGCUUCCGCCUCCCGACUCGAAACACAUCAAGGCGACACUCGAGGAUUAUGAUGAGAAAGAGAAGAGCCAGGGCAAGCAGGAAAAGAGCGAGGACAAGUCGGUAGCCAAGGACGAGCCAGAAAUCAAGAUCGAAGAGGACAGCGACGACGACCAAAAGACUCCUCAGGCCGCGCCCGUUGCCCCCUCGAUUGCCGUUCCUUCAUUCACUCUGGACUCGGACAAUACCAAUACAUCGGAACCAGAUACCAAUGACACUUUGUCGGCUCCAUCCUCCCCAGCAGCAAACUCACAACAACGCGCCAUGCCUCCACCCCCGAAGCCCGUCUCCAAACCGCCAACUACAGCGUCAUCUCUCAUGCCACCGCCCUCAUUCCCAGCCCCCAACUCUGCUCAACGCGCCUCGAACUCGUCCUCUCUCAUGCCGCCUCCCUCACGACCGAAUCGCUCGAGUCUCGGUGUCCCUGCCAUCCCAGCCAGACAACCACCUCUGUCUGCAGCCGCCCAAGCCCGCGCACCGCCGCCACGCAUCGAUACUCCCAAAUCCUCUUCCAGCAAGGUGAAACUCGCUCCCGGCUUUUCGCCUCUGGACUGGGCUUCUCUAGCUGCAUCCACGAACCUGUCCAAUGUUUCGUCCUUCACCCGCGUCACGCCUUCGAUGCUGGCAGAGAAGAAUGGCAGAAAGGGGAAUGAUGCUUGGAGCGUCUACAAUGGAAAGGUGUACAACAUUACUCCGUAUGCGCCGUUUCAUCCUGGUGGCAAGGGCGAGUUGUUGAGGGCUGCCGGCAAAGAUGGCACGAAGUUGUUCAUGGAGGUGCAUCCAUGGGUCAAUUGGGAAGGCAUGCUAAACUCAUGUCUGGUCGGCGUCAUGGUCUCGGAGAGUGAGGGCGAAGGUUUGGAUGCCAUGGACUGA